This is a messenger RNA of Dreissena polymorpha, 1076 nucleotides long. RefSeq names its product myosin-1B-like. NCBI's taxonomy places the organism in Eukaryota, Metazoa, Mollusca, Bivalvia, Myida, Dreissenidae. The transcript is spliced from 11 exons. Bases 51 to 1076 code for a protein of 341 amino acids. The record is from RefSeq and is a predicted model, not a curated record.
UUAAGAUAUUCUCAGAUUUAAGAUCUGCAGCGAAGGAAAUCUUUCUCCGGAUGCAGGAACCAAAUGAUAUGCGUUCGCUUGAGGAAAAAUCAGCGAAAUUUCAGUUAUCCUUGAGACAAGCGGAAAAGAUGUUCGAAGAUCAGGAUUAUCAUGUCCGACGUCUGUUGGACAGGAUCUGUGUUCUGGAAGCAGCUCUUAAUGUUAGCCAGGAUAAAAUAAUUCAAAUGGAACCGGGCUUUUAUGAAGAGCGAAUGAGGGAAUGUGAAAUGUUAAAAUCUCGAAUAUCCACAGACCAUUCUAGGGAACUUCUGCCGAUAGCAAAAUCAUUAGAAGACAUGAGAAAGAUCUGUGAGAAAAACGAGGAAACUUUUGUGAAGGAAUUGGACCUCCUACAACAAUCAUUAGAAGAUAUGAGAAAUAAAUGUGUGAAAAACGAAGACACUUUUGUGAAGGAAAUGGACCUUCUACAACAAGAGAUAGCACGCAGAGAAGAAGAUAUUAAACAACUAAAUUUGUCAUUACAGUCCGUGGAGUCUUGCAGUAAAGAGGACAGAAACAAAUGGCAACGACAAAUUGAAACACAAGAAGAACACAUUUUCAUCCUGAAGAAGAAGAAAAAAAUACUGCAAAACAGAGUGAACACAUUGAAAGACAUUGUCGAGGUACUGAGACGUAAGUCUGCUGUGACCUUAGGAGUUAGAAGUGAACCCAGUCACCAACUUGAGCAGAUGAUUGAAAAAGAAGCGCAAUUGGAACAAGAAUAUGAAGAGACUCAAAAAGAUCUUAAUAACCAUGACAAGCUGUUGAGCGGUCAUCAGGUGAAUAUGACGGACUCUCCAACAACCAGAGGACUCUCUACUUUGUCAACAGACAACUUUGAAAACGACGAUGUUACGCUUCGUAAACACAUUGAAAACGCAGAGAAAAAGAAAACACCCUUAAAAGAUGCUGUAUAUGAAUCAGUGGAUUAUGAAUCUAAAAAGGAUGAUCCACCUCAAAUUCCGCCCAGACGGUAUAAAAAAGCCAAUGUUUCACUGAACGACAAAUCAGAUAUUCCUCUAUCUGCUUUUAUUUAA